Messenger RNA from Enterobius vermicularis (human pinworm), 657 nucleotides. The record is from the annotation of a GenBank genome assembly. NCBI's taxonomy places the organism in Eukaryota, Metazoa, Nematoda, Chromadorea, Rhabditida, Oxyuridae.
CUUCAGGACAAAGAUCUUUCUAGUCGGCCCGCGUUUGGGCCGGAGCAUAAAAUUCUUCGUCAGGGAGGUAAAUUUCACUUAUUAAUAGGAGUAACGGGCUCCGUGGCUACAAUAAAAUUGGUUGAGUUGAUCGAGCAGUUACAGAAAACAAGUCCCCCAAAUAAAUUGGUGAUACACGUAAUGGCAACAGCUGCUGCAAAACAUUUUAUCGACUAUGAGUCUCUACAGCAGCCAGUAUAUGAUGACAGUGAUGAAUGGAGCAUGUGGAAGAAAAGGGGUGAUCCUGUACUGCAUAUUGAGUUACGGAAAUGGGCAGACGCAUUACUUCUUGCUCCACUGGAUGCAAACUCAAUGGCAAAGAUUGCUAAUGGAAUGUGCGAUAAUUUAUUGACUUCUGUUGUUCGGGCAUGGGAUCCAAGAAAACCUGUUUAUUUUGCACCGGCGAUGAAUACAGCUAUGUGGGAAAAUGUUCUAACCUACCAACAUAGGAAGACACUAAAAGAGUUGCUCAGAUUUAAGGAAAUUCCACCUAUCGAGAAAGUGUUGAUUUGUGGUGAUUCUGGAUACGGUGCAAUGGCUUCUGUUCACAUGAUAGCAUCAAUUGUUUCAAUCGAGGUCAAAAAUCGUUUUACAGUCUACUCUGACAGCUCCAAAUAA